Acytostelium subglobosum LB1 is the source of this 522-nucleotide messenger RNA. RefSeq lists its product as hypothetical. The coding region runs from base 1 to 522 and encodes 173 amino acids. The record is from RefSeq and is a predicted model, not a curated record. Gene Ontology annotation, molecular function: structural constituent of ribosome. Gene Ontology annotation, biological process: translation. The transcript has 4 exons. Lineage: Eukaryota; Evosea; Eumycetozoa; Acytosteliales; Acytosteliaceae. Gene Ontology annotation, cellular component: ribosome.
AUGUUGUCCAGAUCAUUCAAAUUGCUUUCAUAUACUUCAAGGAUCACACCUUGCACUAGAUAUAUCAACAGCGCUGCCAUUGGUAGCCGCCGUUUCACUUCAUCGCCAGACUCCCAUUCAGAGGAGGUCGAGCAAAUCGUACAGAGGAUCGAGAAGUUGAGUUUGAUACAGGUUGUCGAGUUGACCAAAGUCCUUCAAACAAGACUUGGCGUUCCAGAUAUCGAUAUAGGAAGCUUUAGCGGAGGUGGUGGUGGUGGUGCUGCACCAUCCGCCGGCGCCCCAGCAGCCGCUGCUGCCCCACCCAAAUCAGAGUUCCAAGUUCGUUUGGUCAAGGUCCCAGAUGGAGCCAAGUACAAGAUUAUCAAAGAGUUAAGAGAGAUUAAGCCAUCACUGAGUUUGAUGGAGACUAAAGCAUUGGUUGAGAAGCUACCAUCGGUCAUCGCCGACAAGGUGUCGAAGGAGGAGGCAGACAAGAUCGUCGCCAAGAUCAAGGCUGCUGGCGCUGAGUCAGAGGCCGCCUAA